AUGGCGGGCACCGUCGCUGUGGUGAAGGAAUCCGCCAUGUCGCGGGAACUUCAACAAGACUGCAUAGACUGCGCCGCGUAUGCGUUGCAUGAGUUGGGACUACAUGAACAAACCGCCAUUGCCCAGUUUAUCAAGCGUGAGCUCGACAGCAAAUACGGUUCCCGCUUUCAUUGCAUUGUAGGCCGCUCCUUUGGCUCGUACGUUGGUCACGAUGGCCAGUACUUUGUCUACUUUCUUAUUGGUGACUGCGCCUUUUUAAUAUGGCGCACUGUUGACACAUUUGAGGAACGUGUGUUUUAUGUUCCCGUGGAUGAUCUGGCCAUAGGAAGGCUGCAGUGA
Molecule: messenger RNA, 339 nt
Organism: Trypanosoma cruzi
Lineage: Eukaryota; Euglenozoa; Kinetoplastea; Trypanosomatida; Trypanosomatidae
Product: dynein light chain, putative
Exons: 1
Coding region: 1-339 (112 amino acids)
Biological process (GO): microtubule-based process
Cellular component (GO): dynein complex
Molecular function (GO): dynein light intermediate chain binding; dynein intermediate chain binding
Source: RefSeq, a predicted model, not a curated record